Messenger RNA from Impatiens glandulifera, 903 nucleotides. RefSeq lists its product as uncharacterized. Gene Ontology annotation, molecular function: protein binding. NCBI's taxonomy places the organism in Eukaryota, Viridiplantae, Streptophyta, Magnoliopsida, Ericales, Balsaminaceae. The transcript has 6 exons. Bases 1 to 903 code for a protein of 300 amino acids. The record is from RefSeq and is a predicted model, not a curated record.
AUGGGGAUCAAGGUUCCUGGAUUGAAUAGAUUAUCCCCGCAGCACUUAACUAUAAAAAUGUCUUUCUCACUAAUGUUGAAAUCCUCAUUACAAGAAUACAUUUCUGAUCAAUUUCAAGUUGGGGACUACAAAUGGAAAUUGCACAUGCAUCGCGAUGCUGAAGGGGAGGGUUGCAUCUCCCUAUAUUUAGAGAUGGUUGAUACAUCUUUCUUCGAUAUUGGUUGGUCAGUAAACGCUGUUAUCAAAUUCUUUGUAUUGGAUCAAAACACUAACAAAUAUUAUACUACCCCAGGCCCAGAUUCUGUAGUGCGAUUUCAUAUGUUAAGAAAACGAUCUGGCAUCGAUAGAUUCAUUGAUCUUCCUACGUUUGAACUUUCUUCCAACGGAUACCUUGUUGACGACAAAUGUGUAUUUGGUGCUGAGGUUUUUCUUAUCAAACAAACUUCCAAAGUGGAGAUGUUGAUUUUACAGGAUGAAGACUCUAGUUUUACCGCCUCCCACAUUUGGAAGAUCAAAUCUUUUUCUAGUCGUCCGCUUGAAAGAUUUGUAUCUGAAAUUUUUAUUUGGGGUGAUUUUAAAUGGCGUAUAGGCCUUUUUCCCGUCGGAAAUGGAGUUUCCAAAGGGAAUAGUAUCACGGUCUAUCUAAGUUUGGAUGAGUCAACUCUUCCAAAGAAUAGCAGAGUCUAUGCCAAGUAUAAGAUUUGCUUAUUAAACAAGGAGGAGUCGGAUAACAUCGAUUUUAUUGGUUAUAAAUACUUUACUGCUUUGGUCCCAUAUAGUGGCAUCAUUAAGUUAUUUGUGCUGGAUGAAUUUUUGGACGUGGAAAAAGGGUUCUUGGUGGAUAAUUUAUGGUCUAUUGAAGUAAAAGUUACCAUUCUCGGGGUGGUCAACACAAUAGCAUGA